Molecule: messenger RNA, 5369 nt
Organism: Cyprinus carpio (common carp)
Lineage: Eukaryota; Metazoa; Chordata; Actinopteri; Cypriniformes; Cyprinidae
Product: tripartite motif containing 66
Exons: 20
Coding region: 831-4520 (1229 amino acids)
Molecular function (GO): protein binding; zinc ion binding
Source: RefSeq, a predicted model, not a curated record
UUUUUUAGCGUGAUCUUGCAUACAUAGGCUAAUCGCCAUUUCCUAUCCUGUGUUACAAGAAAACUGAGGCAAAGGCGACAUCUGCUGGAUUGGAUGCAGGCGACAUUUAAAGGUAAAGAACUUUAGUGCGCAACGCAGGGUGCGUAUCACGAAAAAAUACAGGAGGUGAAGGACAGGACUGACAAUGCGCUCGCUCUCGUUAUAACUUUGAUUACGUGGCGCUAUUCAGACAUCUUCCACACAUGGCAUAUCUCCUGCAGACCGCACAUUGAAACUUGUGCAUCUACACUAUUGAUGCAUGCACAAUUUUGCCUUUUGACAGUUGCAGCGCUUAAACGAUAGAGGGAAUAAAACCAAACGCGUGUAAGAAAUAUAGUCUCCAGGGGUGGAAAGACUUUAAAGGAUGUGGUGAUAGGAAGCUAUUUAGUCACUGAAGCAUUACUGAAAUCGCUAUAAGCUUCCAACCGCCGAAGAGGAGGAGGAGGAGAAUGGUUUUUGGAUUUGUGCCUCUUCAAGAGCAGCAAGGCUUAUUUAAGAAGAAAGAUCAUGGUGGCUGUCAGAGGGAAGGAUUCGGGAUCUGAGCAGCUGAAGGAAGCCAGUGAGGAGAGCUACACGCCGGCCACGUCUGAGGACACACUCAGGAGUCUACUCCGCUGGGGUUAAAGUGUGCAGUGUGCACUACUUCCUGCCGCAGGUAGAGCUGUCACAGUGUGGUGUGGAGCUCUAGCUGUGUCAGAGGCUUGCCGUGUCCUUGCUGCGAGAGCUGCUCUGCUGGAUAUCGCAAUCGAUCUCACACGCACACGCAGAGGAAUCCAUAUCCCGCUUUCGGCAUGGAAAAGUGCUGUUCUGAGUGUUCAGAGCCCAGGAUGGCACAGAGCUUGUGCACCUUCUGCAACAAGUGGCUGUGUUUCCAGUGCACAGACUUGCAUCAGCAUGAGAGAAGCUCCACUCAACCCUUUGACCUGCAGCACCAGCCGCGAGACCCUCCGUCACCAUCUGAAAUAGGCAAGAGUGUUUUUCUUUUACCGAUCUGUAAUUACUUUCAUCUUUCAGCUCAGGUCGGCUGUUUACUUGCACAUUUUUGCUCUUGGCCACCGGACAUUAUCAGCUCUGCACAAUAUUUUUCGAACCCCUCUUCUUUAAGCCCUCAUUUCCUCUCUUCUGUUGUAUUGCGUGUCUCAGGAGCCAGUUGCUGCGGGCAUGCAGUUGUCAUGUGUUCCCUCCACAAACAGGAGCCUCUGGAACUCCUGUGUGAAACGUGCGACCUCAUGGCCUGCAGCACCUGUCACCUGUCAGCCCACAAAGACUUUAGACUGGUGCACGUUGGGAAGGCUCUGCAAGACCAGCGCUGGCUCCUGCAGAACCUCAUGGCCCGAGUGGAGGAGAAGAGAUCUGCUGUGGAGAGCACCGCUAAACAGAUCCAGGGCAGGCUCCAUGGUAUAAAGAUCACGCAGAGGAAGGCAGAGAACCAGAUAAAAAUGGCUAAGAUGAUUAUGAUGAACGAGCUUAACAAACGGGCCAACCUAUUAAUAGAACAACUGGAGAGUAUCUCCAGUGAUUUCAAGCAACGUCUGGAGGACCAGCUGCAGGGGGCCAUAGAGCUGUGCAGCCAGCUGGAGCACGUGCAGAACUUCAUUACCUGGGCUACAGCCCACCACAGACGCAAUCCACUGCUAUUCAGCAAAGAGCUGAUUGCUCUUCAGAUGCAGCAAUUACUGGAGCCACUGAUGCUCUCAGAGGCUUGGACCCAGUUGAAAAUCAAGUUUAACUGGGAUGCCAGCUUCUGGACCAAGAACAAUUCAACUUUAGGUCAACUAGUUGUUGAAGGUGGAAGUCGUUCAUACCCAGAGGUUGUGGGUCAUCCCAGUAUCCUGCGACCCCAGACUGUCCCAUGCAUAGCAAUACCUCCUCUGUGCCAUGCGGUGCGUGAACCUGGCUGCGCCUGCCAGACCUUCUGCCAGCCCCAGCUCUGCUGUCUUCACUGCAGACCUACUCAGUCCGUCCCUUUGGAUAAAUUCCCUUCCCAGUGUCCUCAGGCCACCAGGCGGAGCUCCCCGCCAUCUCUUCACAGCUGCUGGGAAGCUGAUGCAUCUGUCCCGGUGCAUCCACCAGGAGCUCAGCCUAUACAGCAGUCCACCUCUCACCCUGGAUCUGACCCCGUCCAGCAUGGAACCAGCUCCGCUUCACCUCGACAGCCUGUCGGAGCCAACAACAACCUGUUGUCUGAACCGCUCCCUGCUAAUUCCAACCAGGCUACCAUCCAUGUAAAAAACCCCAAACAACUCCAGCCUCCCUGUGAAAGAGCGCAAACAUCUGCGCAUGAAGCAGCCACAGGGCAAGAAGCAUCACCAGACAGAGAGCUGCCGCAGGUCCACACUCAGGCUCAAGUGCAGAUGACGACAGAAACCAGCAACCAGCCCAUGAUUGAAUUGCAGCCUAUUGUCAAUACCAUCAAUCACAACAGGCUGCUGACAGCACUUCUGCAAGCAGAUGGUGAGACACAAACUGUGGUGAGCCGGCUGUUGCAUUUUUCUUCAUCUCGCUGUAGAGCCCACACGAUUACCUCUAAAGUCUCUGAGACCUCCUACCUUCUCUCUUCACCCACACAUGCUUGCAAGACACACUCUCCACAGCUCGAUUCAUUCCACCCUCUCCUCCUGGGCUUUUAUCAGAGAUCCUCGGCGCUAGAGAUGUUCACACGGGCUCAAGGCCGAGGAGGUGGUGGCCAGAGCCGUUCCGGUUCGAAGAAGGCGACCAGGUCUCAGAGCACCUCAAAAGGACCCAGAGGACCUCGUAAAAGGCUCUGUAAAGACAGGCCGACCAGGGCGGCUCAUAGCCUGGCAACAGUGGCUGGGGACCAGGGAUGCACAAUGCAGCAGCAGGUCUGUGCACGACUCGAUGCUUCUGAGAUGAUCCCAGGACAUAUAAACAGUCACACUGCAUCCUCUCUGACCACCUACAAGUCUGAACCAGAUAACGUAUAUGCAUAUGCCUAUGAAAACAGAAGGCUGAAAACCAGAAAGAAGAAAAGAUUGUCUCAAGAAGAUCCAGACACCAGUGAUAAAGAAGCCCCAGAUGGUUCGAAGGUUCCAGUUGUGUGUCUUGAGCGACUCAAGAUCCUAGUGUCACGACAUCCACCACAGAACCACCAGGGCACAGACCUUACUUCUCAAACAGAGCCUGGACUCAAACCUGAAGAAACUGUCUUCAGGGUGCUAGAGAGAAAGGUCACUUCUCAGGGAACUUUGGAUAAGGAGUCAGUUCAGACAGAGGACAGCGUGUCACCCAUAGAGCAGCUAUCACCAGAACAUCUGCAUAGCAGUGAAUCAUCUGGCUCACUUGACGUCUCUCAGCCUCCUGUGCAAGAAUUUUGCAACAUAAACCAAGAGUCCAGGGUGCUAGCCAUCUCCAAUGAUUCAGACCCUAUCUCACAACCUGACACCGAAGAAAUAAACUCCCCAUCUGAGCUCAGAUCAGUGACAGGUCCUGAUUUCCAAACUGAAUCCACAAGAGAGGCUGAAGCAGAUGCAGAUAUGGAAUCGGAGCUCCUACAGGAAUCAGAUCCGAGCGCUGAAUCCGAACUGCAGGUCGAAUGUGAAUCGGAUGUGAUUUCAGAGCAGCUUCCUGAAUUGGUGCUCUCGGCUUCUGAACAGGAAUUUGAAUCGGAUACAGAUUCCACAGCCGAAGUGACUCUGAAUCUUGAACCGGAGUCUGAAUGGGAAGCGGAGCAGCCGGUUCUUCCACCUGCCGUAGACUCCGAGACUGUAUCAGAACCUGCCCUUGAACAUCAACCUGCGGAGGACUGCCCUGAGAUAGAGAAUGAAGACUUCUGUGCGGUCUGUCUCAUUGGAGGAGAUCUUCUGUGCUGUGACCGUUGCCCCAAAGUCUUUCACCUGUCAUGCCAUGUCCCUCCUCUCCAUACUUUCCCCAUAGGUGACUGGAUUUGCACCCUGUGUAGGGAUGUGGAGCAGCCAGAGGUGGAAUCUGACUGUGAGAAUGACCAGAUGUCCACGGGUUCGCUGCCAUAUGGGCUGUCGGCGUGUGACCAGAGGAAAUGCGAGAAGUUGACGCUGCUGAUCCUGAGCAACAUUCUCAGCGCUCCGUUCCAUGAGCCUGUCAGCCCUCUGGCCCGUCAUUAUUAUCAGAUCAUCAAGAAACCCAUGGAUUUGUCUGUCAUUCGGAACAGGCUCAGCAGAACCAGCAACACACACUAUCGUUCCCCGCAAGAGUUUGUGGCUGAUGUCCUGCUCAUGUUCAAAAACUGUGCCAAGUUCAACUACCCAGACUCAGAGGUGGCUCAGGCAGGCCACAGUCUACAGUCCUUUUUCACAUCCAAACUGAGGGAGGUUUUCCCAGAUCUGACCUGCCCUGUCCAGGAGGAGGAGGACUCAGACAAUGAGGAUUACGAGGAGCUGGAGAGAGCUAUGGUGACUGGAUUUCCCUGGCCCGAGAGAAAAGAGCAGAGCCACAGGAAGAGGAAGAGAAGGCACUCCCUCAACUGGAGGAGAAAUCACUAUUAGUUGUGCCUCUAUAAAUAUGUACAGAGACUUUUGACCUACUCGCUCUGAGUUUUCCAUCCUGGGCGACUUGCUGUUUUUUAAAGAUUCAUGUUGAAAUACAGUAUAUGCUUUUUCUGAGGACUAAUCUCACACAUUAUAACCAGUUGAUGUGUUAUGCUGUUAUCUGUAGCUGUGGGUAGGUGUUGAUAUAAGCCUAUAUCUCCAGACUUCGCCUAAGGUCUUGCACUAGUAUUUAUUCCAAUGCUUACACGUACAUUAAAUUGUACAAUCAGUUUUGGUUGCUGGCAACUGCUACUUAGUAAAUAUAGAUGAGCAACAUUAAUUGGUAAUAUUACAUUAUAUAUUUGCUCUAAAUUUCAUUCUUCUUUUUAUCCAAAUAUCCCUUAUAACGAGGUACUUUUUCCAGCUGUUUUACUGUGAUGAUUUUAUUGAUCUGUAGAGGGAGCACUUCAUAUAGCCUGUGGGAUUAGUUCAUAUUGGACUUUGUCAGUGGCAGGAGGAUGUGUGUAAUGUGACUGAAACCCAUGAACCCUUUUUAGAAUUGAAGAAGGAUAAUAUUAGGCGGUUGCUACACUACUGUGAUGUUUUAAAUUAACCUUUUAAAUGCUUAUUGACUAGUGAGACAAAAAAAAAAUCUUUUCACAGGCGGAUGGAACACUUUUUAGUCCAGCGUGUUCCUCAGUGUGGUUCACAAACAGGUUUGAUAUUUGUAUGUCCUCUGAAUUUUGUAAUACUGGUCUUAAUUGCAGAAAUUGCUGUACAGAUCAUGUUAAGUCCUCUUCUAAUGCUAUUUAAUAUAUUUAGCUGGACUGUAUUUAGUCUUAAAAUAUAUAUGCUAUGUGGUGUAAA